Molecule: messenger RNA, 5033 nt
Organism: Phascolarctos cinereus (koala)
Lineage: Eukaryota; Metazoa; Chordata; Mammalia; Diprotodontia; Phascolarctidae
Source: RefSeq, a predicted model, not a curated record
UGGGAGGUGUACCCGGAGCUCCAGAGCCGGCAGGACGGGGAGGAGGGAAGCCGGAGAGGCUGAGGGCCCGCUGUAAGGAGGGAGGGCUGAAGUGCCGGAGGGGCAGCCUGGGCUAGGUCCGGGCCUGCCGUGGUAAGACGUCAGGGUGUUACUACCCCAUUUGCCGAUGGGGAAACUGAGGCAGAUUGGUGAAGUGACCUGCCCAGGGUCCUCCAGCUCGGAAGCGCGUGAGGCUGGCUCUGUCUGCUUCGCCUUCGGCUCACUCCCCGCCUUUCACCCGAGGCCUUUCCCCAUGGAGACUCGGUCACUUAUUGUGUAUAGUCGUCCAGUGAGGUGGCCCCCAAAGCGCUUCCGUGCUUCCUACGUAUUACUUAUUGUGACGUCACGUGUCCUUGUUUGUAUCUGCCCUGUCCUCUGCCUCCGGCAGCGCUUCCUUCACGGAGGCGCCUUCCCCUCCCCCACCACGGGCUGGCUUCUGUAAAGUGGGGGCGCGGAACACCGCCCCCCCACCCCGGGUACGGGGUCAGCCGUAGACGAGCCAACCUGCAGUUCUUGUCGGUGGUGCCCUGGAAGGCUCACCCCGGUGGCCGGGCCUCAGGAAGCGUCCUCUGCCAGACCUCCCGACCUGUCCCCAGAGCUCUGUCUUGUUCUGCGGGGCGCUUCACCAGCUGGCGCGGCCCGAGCAGCGACGCAUGUGGGAUGCGAAGCCUGAACUGCACUGCGGGAGACCUCGGCGGCUAGCGUUUGUGAAGCACCUACUGUCUGCCGGGCACAUACUAUUGGUGGCCACCUCGGGGAAACAACAGCUCCCUGCGCUGCAGGACCCUGCACGGUGCAGUAGGCGAGUCAGCGUGCAAACCGCUGUGUGUGGACUUGACGCUGGAGGGGUAGCCGCGGCUGGACCCUUCCCGCAGGGAGGUGGUCUCCCCGGGUGAGGACAGCGUCCCCUGGGGUUCAGAGGCUGCCCUCUGGAUCAUCUUUCCUUUCCCCUCUUUGUAGCCUCUCCCGGCCCUCCCGGAAGGGUGGUACCUCCUCGCAGGGCACAUCUGUCCCUGAUUUACCUGGCCUGUGUCUGCCCCUCCCAGCAGAGAUGAGAUACUGUCACUUCUGAUGCAGAGGCCUGAGGUCAUGAGUUUGACCCUGAGGGCUAAAAGCAUCCAGCAGCUGGCUUUUGAUCUCCAUUCUACCCAGGUUCAAUUCAAUAAACAUUUAUUAAGCACCUACUGUAUGCCAGACACUAUGCUAAGCACUGAGAGAUACAAAGAAUAUCCUGUGAGCUCCCUCUUUCCUGGGGAUGCCCAGCCUCGAGAGGACCAGCGCCCCCCGCAUGGUGCUUUGCUUCGCCAGUUCUGCCUUCUGACUGACGGAGAGGAGGCCAUGGCUCCUGGGGCCUCCCAGGAGUCAGUGACAUUCAGAGAUGUGACUGUGGACUUCAGCCCUGAGGAGUGGAGGCAGCUAGGCCCUUCUCAGAAGGAGCUGUACAAGGAAGUGAUGCUGGAGAACUACAGGAACCUUGUCUGCCUGGGACUUGCAGCUUCCAAACCACGUGUGAUCUGCCAACUGGAACAGGGGGAAGCACCAUGGAUGCCAGGGAGCGACGUCGCCCAGAGAAGCAGCUGUCCAGAUUGGAGAACUAAACAUGAAAACAAGGAGUCCUCCCCAAAACUGGGCAUUUCAUUGGCAGAAUCAUCCCAGGAAAGACCCUCAAGAGACGGUCCCUUUGUUGCCACAUUGGGAGUAGUCCAGGAAUGGCAUGCCCAGUUAGAGAGGCAUCCAGGCAAUGAGAAGAAAUGUGCUCAGCAAGCAAGAAUUACACAAAGGAAACCUUCCAGUAAGCCAAGAGACAAUGAAUAUAGUAAAUAUGUUGGAGUCAGCAAUGUGAUCUUUGUUCCAUCAGAAAGAGGAGGAAAGACUCUUGACAAGCAUGUUACACACAGAAAGUGCUUCAGAAUGUAUUCAGACCUAAAGAUAAGUAAUGGAACUUGCUCCAAAAAGAUAGUUUCUAAGUACAGUGAAUAUGGACAAUUCUUUAGGUAUAAUUCAGCCUUACUUAAAGAUCAUACAGUAUGUGCUAGAGAGAAACAUACAUGUAAUGAUUGUGGGAAAACUUUCAGGUUCAGAUCAAUACUUAUUCAACAUCAAAGAAUUCAUAUUGGAGAGAAACCUUUUGAGUGCCCUCUGUGUGGGAAGGGCUUCAGUCAGAGAUCAGGACUUACCCAGCAUCACACAACUCAUACUGGAGAAAAACCUUAUAAAUGUAAUGUAUGUGGAGAGAUGUUCCGACUGAGAACACAACUUACUCAACAUCAGAUGAUUCAUAAUGGAGAAAAUCCUUAUGAAUGUAAUGUAUGUGGGAAGGGCUUCAGUCAGAGAUCAGGACUUACUCAACAUCAGAUAAUUCAUACUGGAAAAAGAUAUUAUAAAUGUGGUACAUGUAAAAAGGCCUUCCACUGUAGGAAGGAACUUAUCGUACAUCGGACAAUUCAUAGUGGAGAGAAACAUUAUAAAUGUAAUGAAUGUGGGAAGGCCUUCCGCUGGAGGAGAGGACUUACUCUACAUCAGAGAACCCAUGGUAGUGAGAGACCUUAUGAAUGUAAUGACUGUGGGAAGGCCUUCCGCUGGAGGAGAGGACUUACUGUUCAUGAGAGAAUUCAUGCUGGUGAAAAACCUUAUGAAUGUAAUGAGUGUGGAAAAGCCUUCAGUCAAAGAUCAAGACUUACUCAACAUCUGACAAUUCAUACAGGAGAGAAACCUUAUGAAUGUAAGGAAUGUGGAAAGGCCUUUAGACAGAAGACUGCUCUUACUGAACAUCAAACAAUUCAUACUGGUGAGAAACCAUUUAAAUGUCAUGAAUGUGGAAAAGCUUUCCGCCAGAAGACUGGACUGAAUCAACAUCAGACAACUCAUAGUUCUGAAAAACCUUAUGAAUGUGAUGAGUGUGGGAAGGCCUUCCGCCAGAGAACACAGCUUGCUCAACAUCAGAGAAUUCAUACUGGUGAGAAACCUUUUGAAUGUAAUGAAUGUGCCAAGGCCUUUGGUCACAACCGAGAACUUAAAAGGCAUCAGAGAAUCCAUACUGGAGAGAGACCUUAUGAAUGUAAUGAAUGUGGGAAUGCCUUCCGCUUGAGCACACACCUUACUCGACAUAAAAGAAUCCAUACUGGAGAGAGACCUUAUGAGUGCAAUGAAUGUGGGAAUGCCUUCCGCUUGAGCUCACAGCUUACUCAACAUCAAACAGUUCAUUCUGGGGAGAAACCGUUUGACUGUAGUGUUUGUGGGAAGGCCUUCCGCCUGAGAACACAGCUAACUCAACAUCUGACAAUCCACAGCGGUGAGAAGCCUUACGAGUGCAGUGAAUGUGAGAAGGCCUUCAGCCAGAGGUCACAGCUUACUCAACAUGAGAGAAUUCAUACAGGACAGAAACCUUUCGAAUGUAGUGAAUGUGGGAAGGCGUUCCGCCUGAGAACUCAGCUUAAUCAACAUCAGAGAAUCCAUACGGGAGAGAAGCCUUAUGAAUGCAGUGAAUGUGGGAAGGCCUUCAGUCACAAAACAGAACUUAAUCGACAUAACAGAAUCCAUACAGGAGACAAACCUUAUGAAUGUAAUGAAUGUGGGAUGGCAUUCCGCUUAAGCACACACCGUAUUAGACACCGGAGAAUUCAUACUGGAGAGAAACCUUAUGAAUGUAAUGAAUGUGGGAUGGCAUUCCGCCUGAGAGCACAGCUUACUCAACAUAAUUAUCAACAUAAUAAAAUUCAUACUACAGAGAAUCGUUAUUCAUGUAAUGAGUGUGAGAAGACUUUCCGAUACAGAAUAAGUCUUACCAGACAUCAGAGAAUUCAUACUGGAGAAAAGCCUUAUGAAUGCAAUGACUGUGGGAAGGCCUUUAGCCAAAGCUCACAACUUAAUUUACAUCAGAGAAUUCAUACUGGAGAGAAACCUUAUGAAUGCAAUGACUGUGGGAAGGCCUUUAGCCAAAGGUCACAACUUAAUCUCCAUCAGAGAAUUCAUACUGGUGAAAAACCUUAUGUUUGCAAUGACUGUGGGAAGGCCUUUAGCCAGAGGUCACAACUUAAUCUACAUCUCAGAAUUCAUACUGGAGAGAAACCUUAUGAAUGUAAUGACUGUGGGAAGGCUUUUAGCCAGAGGUCACAACUUAAUCUGCAUAAGAGAAUUCAUACUGGGGAGAAACCUUAUAAAUGCAGUGAGUGUGGAAAGGCCUUCUGUCAUAGGUCAGGACUUACUCAACAUCAGACGAUUCAUACCGGAGAGAAACCGUAUAAAUGUAAUGACUGUGGAAAGGCCUUUCGACAGAGGAUAGGACUCACCCUACAUCAGAGAAUUCACACUGGUGAGAAACCUUAUGAAUGCAGUGAAUGUGGAAAGGCUUUCAGUCAGAGGAUAGGACUCACUCUACAUCAGAGAAUUCACACUGGUGAGAAACCUUAUGAAUGCAGUGAGUGUGGAAAGGUCUUCAGCCAGAGAUCACAGCUCACUCAACAUCAGAAAAUUCAUGUUGGAAAGAAACUUUAUGAAUGUCAUGACUGAGGGAAGACUUUCCCUCUGAGCAAACACCUUACUAAACAUCGGUUCAUAAAGAGUGGACACAGACAAAAGGACAGUUUUGUUAUUACCAUGUUUAUACUCCUUAAAAAAGAGAGACCAGACUAUCACAAAUUCCAUUUCAAACUCUAUUCUUUGCAUAUAUGAGUUCAUGUUUCUUGUUUAAGUUCAUAAUAAAAAUAACUUUUUUUCUAAAUAAUUGGCUCUUUAAUGGAGAGAGAAACUUUAUGUGUAUAAGGAAUGGAGAAAGCCCAUCAGCCAGACCACAAAACUUCCUGAACAUCAGAUAAUUCACAUUGGACAGGAGUCUCAUGAAUAUAAUAAACAUGGGAAGGGUUUCAGCCUGAGCUAAGUCCUUUAUGAAAAAUUCCAGACAAAAAGAAGUGUUAUAGAUGAAGCAAAUCUACCCUUGCCUGCUUUCUCUCAGCAGCUGUUGCAGAUCUUUUACUUCUUUUGUUAAGACAGCCCCA